CUCUCACGAUGACCAGCACACUUCCCUUACCGACUCUGUUCUCCAGGGCGCUCGUAACAGUCUCAAAGGCCGCAAAUCUGCCCACUGUCGAAGAUGAAACACAGGAAUUAAUACAUUCCGCCGUCACUGAUCUCAAGGAGCUGGACCGGCGAGUCGCAGCCCUUUCAUUAUUCAGUUCCAACGAGGUCCUUGAGGAUAUAUCCACCAGGAAUCUGGUGUACUUGUUUGCACGAUAUGUUCUCGCUGAGGUGCAGAAUCGCGUGAAGACGACGGAUAGGGAUGAGCGCAUGACCGUCCUUAAGGAGACGCAAGUCCAUCUCAGAUCAUUCAUCCAUGACUUGGAUACUUAUUGCUUAGUGCCUGAAGUGGAACGUGUGCUGUACGCACAAAGCGCAUCAUCCAUAAAGGACGCGGCCAAACGGCGAGAAUUCAAGAUCAAGCAGUUUAAGGCUGAGAAGGACUUGCGCGCGCGAAUCGAAGUUGUGCGAAAACGACGGAAACAGACACCCAUUGGAGACCUCUCCCAAACUGAUUUUGAUCUCAUCCGGUCAUUACUCCCGUCAACCGUUGCUCCUAAAGUGAGUGACGAAGACGAGGAUGAUUUAGAGACAGAUGAGAUCCUUCGGGAAGCAGUAUUACUGCUACUACGAUUAAAUUAUGCACAGGCAUACUCUCAACUCGAGAGCAUGAAUCAGGAAUUCGAACUCCUGCGCAGCGCUCCACCUCCUCCCAGACCGGGACCACCCUCAGACGACAGGAAAAAUAAAAUGAAGGAGCAGGAUGAUAUGUGGAAGCUGGACACAAAAUCUCGCAUCGGUGAGAGCGGACCACUACUUGACUCCAGUGGGAAGCCCCUAAGGCCAUUCACGAUCCUCCCUGCGGGCGCAUCAGAUCGCGCACGCCUACAAGCUCAGGUCUUCGGACCUGGUCACCGUCUGCCGACGAUGAGUAUUGACGAGUACCUCAAAAUUGAACAAGAACGCGGCAACAUUCUCACAGGGGGAGGCCCACAAUCUGAGGAACAGCCAACGUCGUCAGAACAACUGGCGAUUGACUCCGAAGUGGACGGCACAGUCUUUGGUGAGACAAAAUCAGAGGAGAAACGGCAGAAAGACGAACAGUGGGCGCAGUUCAAGGAUGUUAAUCCGCGUGGAGCGGGAAACACAAUGAAUCGCGGUUGAAGGGGAUAACGAUGGGAAGCCGAGAAAGUCCGUUGCAUUGUGUCACAAAUAAUUUGUAAUGGCUCGUCGAUCUGGGGGAGCAGCAGAACGUACUUGUUUGCAACACGGGCAAGCAAAACAGGUAUAUAAU
Molecule: messenger RNA, 1311 nt
Organism: Suillus clintonianus
Lineage: Eukaryota; Fungi; Basidiomycota; Agaricomycetes; Boletales; Suillaceae
Product: TAP42-like protein
Exons: 5
Coding region: 9-1181 (390 amino acids)
Biological process (GO): regulation of dephosphorylation; regulation of signal transduction
Cellular component (GO): cytosol
Molecular function (GO): protein phosphatase 2A binding
Source: RefSeq, a predicted model, not a curated record